AUGAACUCACUGGUUUCUGGGCAGCUGCUGCUUUUUCUCUGUGCCAUCCACUUUGGGGAGCCAUCAGAAACGGCUCCUGUGGAGAAUCCUAGACCCGCAGGCCAGCAGCUGGGAUCCCUGGCCCUCCUGGUCCCCUGGGAGCAGAGCCUGCGGAGCGCCCAGAGGAAGCCGGCUGCAACUGCCAGGCUGAGCCGUGCGCUGUGCGCACCCUCCGAGAGCUCCGGGAGCCCCCAGCAGACCGGCCCAUGCGCACCCAGCAGCCGCCAGAUCCCCGCACCCCGGAGCGAAGUGCAGCGGGAGCUGCCGCCACCCUACUGGAACGUCUUCAGCUUGCGCUACGGCUAG
Molecule: messenger RNA, 345 nt
Organism: Saimiri boliviensis boliviensis (Bolivian squirrel monkey)
Lineage: Eukaryota; Metazoa; Chordata; Mammalia; Primates; Cebidae
Gene: KISS1
Product: KiSS-1 metastasis suppressor
Biological process (GO): G protein-coupled receptor signaling pathway; positive regulation of cytosolic calcium ion concentration
Molecular function (GO): kisspeptin receptor binding
Source: RefSeq, a predicted model, not a curated record